AUGGCAGCCUCCUUCUCCUCUACGUUGUCUACUUUCGUGCCUCCGCUGAUGAUGAAAUACGAAGACGAGCCAAGAAACUGGACAGACCUUCCGUCGGAGUUGACGUCUUCGAUCCUGCUCCGACUUGGUGCUAUUGAGAUACUUGAAAAUGCUCAGAAGGUGUGUACAUCGUGGCGACGCAUCUGCAAACACCCUUCCAUGUGGCAGAAGAUUGAUAUGCGAGACCUGGGAAAUCGCGGACAGCACAACUUAAUAUUUGAUGUCUUGUGCCGUCAGGCUGUUGAUCUCAGCCAAGGCGGCUUGCUGGAGAUCUACAUUGAGAACUUCGCCACCGAUUCUCUCCUCAACUACAUCGCUGACAGAUCAAGCAAUCUGAGAAGUCUUGGAAAUGGAUUUCGAAUGCACUAUACAUCUAUAUCGAACAAAGGUAACGCAAUCGAAAAACUUCCAUUGCUUGAAACCCUAGAGGUCUCACACCCAACGCUUAAACUGAAUUUGAAAGCAAUAGGCCACGCUUGCCCACAACUAAAGACAUUGAAGCUAAACUCCUCAGGGUCAGAUUUUCUUGGGUUAGAUGAGUUAAAUUACGGGACCUUUGGCAUCGACUGUGAUGAUGAGUAUGCACUAGCAAUCGCUGAAAGCAUGCCUGAACUACGCCACCUCCAGCUUCUUGGGGACAGAUUAACUGCUAGUGGCUUGAACGCCAUUCUUGAUGGUUGUCCUCACUUGGAACACCUUGAUCUACGAAAGUGUUUCAACAUUAACAUGGUCGGAGAUCUUGAGAAGCAAUGUUUGGAGAGGGUAAAAGAGUUCAGACGCCCGAAUGACUCAACCGCUGAUUACCCUUUUGAUGUCAUUUUUGUCAAUUAUGAUUUAUAUCAACACAUCGAGGUCUUCUGCGACUUAUCUGCCUAUUUUGACUAGGUAUUAAAUCUCUUUGAACA
Messenger RNA from Camelina sativa (false flax), 944 nucleotides. Its product is annotated as putative F-box protein At4g05475. NCBI's taxonomy places the organism in Eukaryota, Viridiplantae, Streptophyta, Magnoliopsida, Brassicales, Brassicaceae. Gene Ontology annotation, molecular function: protein binding. The record is from RefSeq and is a predicted model, not a curated record.